Tetrahymena thermophila SB210 is the source of this 1881-nucleotide messenger RNA. RefSeq lists its product as hypothetical. The transcript is spliced from 10 exons. The record is from RefSeq and is a predicted model, not a curated record. Lineage: Eukaryota; Ciliophora; Oligohymenophorea; Hymenostomatida; Tetrahymenidae.
AUGCUUGGAGCAUUUGGAGGUCUUUUAGGCUAAAGCACUGAAAAAAAGAGAUAGCAAUAGUUUAUUUAUUAGUUAAAAAAGGAGGAUAAAACUGAAAGUGAAAUCGAGUUUGUUUCUAAGUACUUAGAAAGCAACAUCAAAUCCAAUACUCUCGAACAGAUAAAGAGUAUCUUAGAAAAGGAGGAAUUUGAUAAAAUUAUAAAGCUCUUCUAGUAUGCCGAUCUUAAGUAAGGAGAUGAAGUCCCUUCAGAAAGCAAUCAGUUCUAAAAACUAAAUUUGAUAUUCAUAAUUAAUGGUUCUAUUGAGCUCAUCCAAACUUUUGAAGAACAAAAUGAAUCUUUGAAAAAGUUUGAAACAAAUGAGCUGAUUGUCACAGAUGAAUAGUAAUAGGUACAGUUAAUUCAAAGUCCAAAGGAAAAUGCAACCUAUAAGUUAGUUUGUGUAGAAAAUUCUUAAAUUGCUUACAUCAAAAGAUCCUAUUUAGAUAAGAUAUUAGAAGCAAGCUCUGAAAGAUUUGAAAAAGAAUUUAAAACAAAAAUAAAUUGUCUUAAGGCUGUUUUCCCUAACAUUGCAAAGGCAGAAUAAGGACAGCAAAGACUUAAAUCUAAGAAUUUUAAAUUAUAUGGAAAGUAAGAUUAAGGUACUAUUAUGACUACAACCACAAGUGGUUCUAAUGAUGUUUUUGUACUUUCGAAGGGAAAAAUAUUAGUCUGGGUUCCAAAGUCUAAAGUUAAUCAAGAUUACUCCGAAGAUUUUAUUGUAAUUGGUCUUAUCAGUGAAAACUAGAUGUUUAAUGAAUCUUACAGCUUAUUUAACAAAGAAUGCAUUUAUGGAACUAUGAUGAUAGGUGAAGGCAAGAAUGAAGUAUUUUAAAUAAACAAAGAUAAUUUGGGUACAGUUUGUGAAAAUUCUACUUUAGAUUAUCUCAAAGCUAAUAGCGAAAUCAAAGACAGAAUGUAUAAAAAUCACAUUAAAAGAUAUAGCAGCUAUAAACUAGAAGAAAUUUUAGAGAAACAAAAAGAUUUAUGUAAAAAGCUGGACUUGAGCUUUGAUAAAAUAAAAGAGCUUUUCUAAAAAUCUACAAAAGAUAAAAAAAUUGUAACACACAAUCUGAUAAACAAAAAUGAUUUUAACAAAAACUUAGAAAACUUUAAUAAAAUAAUGAAAAAUUCAACUUUCAAAACAACUGAACUGCAAGGCGAUAAGGAAGAUAUUGCUUCAACUGUUACCCCUCGUCUUGUUUCAAGAGGAAACGGAUUAAAGUCUCUCACUCCGGCUUAGUAACUUUCUCUAAUUGCUUUAAGAUCAAGUGGUAAAGGCUUAAGAGAAGGUACCAGAAAUGUUAAUUAAAAGAUUUCAGAUUUAGAUUUUGAUAAGGCAGAAGAAGAGAAGAAAAAUUUGAAUUAAUUAGUUAAUGGUGGUGGAAUAUUAGUAAAAAAGAAUAUCUAAACUCUUGAUGUGAGUAGUAAAUCAGAAACAAAAAGCUAAGAUAAUCCAGUCUAAUAAUAAACAAAAGAAGAAAGCAAGGAAGCAGCCAAACCUUUGGCUUAACAAGAUUAAUCUUCUGUUAAAAAGUCUCUUCAUCAAAAGCUCGAAGUUUCUAAUGGAGAACUAUUGUAAAAACUUGGUUAAUUUGACAGCACUAAGCCAUAAUAAAAUGAUUAACCAAAACAAUCACAAACAAAUGUAGAGUCAACAUAAAAAAACCCAGGAUUUAUCUAGAUGUCCGAAUUCUCCUUAAAAACUACUACUAAAGACAAACCUUUCAAUUCUGUGUUCUUAAAUAUUGCAAAAGAAGAGAUCAAUCAAGUUGAAAGUAAGCCUAAAGUUGAAGAUAAAUUCGCUUAACAAAGAAAAAAGCUAAUGACAUUUGGCAUCUGA